Carya illinoinensis is the source of this 1260-nucleotide messenger RNA. RefSeq lists its product as uncharacterized. The record is from RefSeq and is a predicted model, not a curated record. Bases 1 to 1260 code for a protein of 419 amino acids. The transcript has a single exon. NCBI's taxonomy places the organism in Eukaryota, Viridiplantae, Streptophyta, Magnoliopsida, Fagales, Juglandaceae.
AUGGAGGAAAUGGAGGAAGUAUGGAAGCGUUUGAGAUUGAAUGACGAAGAAGAGCAGCCGAUUGAGAUCCAGCAAAAUACGAUUGGAGCAUUGAGGUUGAAAGGUGAAAGAAGUCUGGUAGGGAAGAUUAUUUCAGAUCGAAGGAUAGGAAAAGAGGUGGUGAGGUCGAUGAUGGAAAAUGUAUGGAAAGUUAGUAAGCCACUGGAAUUUUAUGAGAUCAGGAGUAAUUGUUUCAUAACUACUUUUGUUACUCGAAGAGAUAAAGUGAGAGUGUUAGAAGGCUGUCCAUGGCUAUUUGACAGUUAUCUGCUUGUGAUUAAAGAGUUUGAUGGUGAAACAAAACCUAGUAGAAUAGAAUUUGAUCAUGCAUGUCUAUGGGUACAAAUGCUGGAUUUGCCAUUAAGCUAUAUGAAUCAGAAGAUGGGGGAAGUUAUAGGGAGUUCGAUAGGGGAGGUGAAGGAGGUGGAUGUUCAGGAGGAUGGAUCUGCUUGGGUAAGGUGUCUAAGAGUCAAAGUGAAAUGUGACCUAAGGAGAUCUAUAGCUCGAGGGAGAACUAUUCUAGUAGAUGGAAAGAAAAGCUGGAUUCCUUUUCGAUAUGAGAAAUUGCCUCGGAUGUGCUUUGGUUGUGGUAGAAUUGUACAUGAAAAGGAAGGUUGUAAGGUUGAGGAAGGGAUUUCUGGUCAGUAUGGUGUGUGGCUUCGAGCUAUGCCUCAAGCUAGAAAGAAUUAUGGCAGGGGUGGGGGGAAGCAAACAAAGGUUAGGAGUGAGGAGAGUGAGGAUCAUUUGAGAUCUAAUUGUGUAAAUGAAGAGAAUGAAGGGGGGAAUAACAAACAUAAUUUUGGUGAUGAGGAAGUGGAAGUGAGUGAGGAGAGCUCCAAGGUGAUGAUGCUUAAUGAAGAACAGUUAAUAGUAAUGAAGCAAGAAGUGAAUAAGGAACUUACAAAGUCCUAUGUGAAUGUGGAAGAUGUGCAAACUAUUGUGGAGGAAAGUAGGUUGAUGGUUGAAAAGCUGAAUUCAAAUGAAGCUAACCAGGUUCCAGAUAAUAAAAAGGCUACUAGAUGGAAGAGAAGAACUAUAGCUAGACCUAAGUCAGGUAAGUAUUCUAAUCCUUACUCUAUGUUGAAAAGAAAUCAUGAGUCGAUUGAAGGUGCUAGUGAGGUGGUAAGUGAAGGAAAAAGAAUAAAAGGAGAUGUUGAGAUGGUCUGCAAUGAUGACAGACUAGGGGUGGUUGCUGCUGAGCAGCACCACCUGGCAUUAUGA